Vigna angularis (adzuki bean) is the source of this 1917-nucleotide messenger RNA. RefSeq lists its product as uncharacterized. The coding region runs from base 590 to 1441 and encodes 283 amino acids. The record is from RefSeq and is a predicted model, not a curated record. NCBI's taxonomy places the organism in Eukaryota, Viridiplantae, Streptophyta, Magnoliopsida, Fabales, Fabaceae. The transcript has 5 exons.
CCCUAUUGCAAGAAGCUUUUUGUUUCAAGCAACAUUAAGUGGAUUGCUAAACAAUUCAUCAUUUUAGUCUCAAAAAAAGGUAGAAUUCCAUGCUAACUCUGCACCACCUUCAUUUGAAAGCAGCCUAUUAAAGAAAUCUCCAAUUGGUGGAACUUCCAAGAUGGGGUCCAAACAUCUGAGAGACACACAAAAAUGUAUGGCCAAGAACACAGCCGCAGAGGCUGCACUGAAACAUGUUGUUUCUUAAUUGAUUAAUAUGAAAUUUGAAGUGGUUUAAUCUUAGUAUGUGCCACUUGAUCAUGUUAUAUAUAUAAUAAGGCAUUAAGCCCCAUGUUACAAAGAAUCAGAAGCCAACUAUUCCCCAUUCACAGCCUGGUUGUCUCACCAUCAUCCUUAGAUUCACUGCAAUCUUGUUUGUCUUAUCUCACCAAAGGACUCAUAGAGUAGACAGGAAUCUUUGGCAUCCAGACAGCACAGAUAGAUCUGCAAACCUGUUCAUUUGACUGGUACAGUCAUCACACAGACCCACAAACACAGACAAAUAUUUAUAUUUUUUAUAAAAAGUGGGAACAAAGUAUCCUCUGUAGGCAUGCAGAUUCUUCAAUGGCUCUUUAAAGGUGCACAUGAGCAAGAAAGAAAUAGGAGCAGCAGCAACUUCAGUAUCCCUCCCAAUAGGGAAGAUACCAGUGGGCAAAAUGGUAAAGGGAAAGAGGUAAAUCUGCUGAAGCGUGAGGGAUCACAGAAAAGAGGAAGAAGGAACAAAUGGGGCACGCCUGGUUGCAAGAACUUUAAGAUAUUCACUUUUGUAUACAGAAAAGACAUUCCAAAAGCUUUCUUUUACAGCACUCUCAACUUGAAGAGGCUAGGAAGCUUUAACAGCAAACGGUUUCUGUACUUCAUGAAGAUGAAGAAAGAAGAGGCAUCCAAAGAUGUUGGAAGUGCUAACAAGGCAGAUUCGGGUAGCCAUGUUGGAAACAAGGUUUUGCCCAUAAGUGAGGCACCAUUGUCAUCCUCAGCUGAAAGAAAAGACCAAUGUGGUGAUGAUGCCACAGAAACUAAAGAUCAAAACAAGAAAAAGCCAAUGUCAAGAAUGAAAGAGCUACUCAGAUGGGCUGCUUCUUCCAAGUCAGAGAAAGGAGGGAAAUUCAAUGGAAGAAAGGUUUUAAUGUUCAGAAGGCGUGGAAACCUGAAAGCAGUUCCAGAUGAUGAUCAAGGAUGCACCGAGUCACCCAAGAUCAGUUUCAGAUGGGAUGUGGAAAGCUGCUCCACCACUUCCUCUGUUUACUCAGCAAUCUCAAUAGCUUCCUCAUCAAAAAAUGGACUUAACCAAAUUUCAACUUCCACUUUAUCCAUCCCUCCCGAACACACUGUCCACAAUAAAUCUGCCAGAAAAGGAAACUGGAUCACAACAGACUCUGAAUUUGUGGUGCUGGAACUGUGAAAGAAUGAGGCUGAAGGGGAUAUUGCAUGUGUGGUGAAGUGUUAGGUGGCAAACUACAUCACAAGUUAAUGCUCUAAAAUGUGUCAUGUUCAUCAUGGAUUAUUUUCUGAGAUAUUUCUAGAGAUUUUAUGUAACUUAACUAAAGAUAGAGAGAUCAAGAGGCAUAAGGAAAAGAGAGUAAUUAAUUAUCUGAAUGUGCUAGAUGGUGAUCAAACAGAUCAAAUGCCCAUGGCCAUGACAUGAGAAUGUUUGCUGUCUGCAUUAUUAGGAGUAUAAAUUAAUUACGUGUUGACUCAACUAAUUAAUGUAGAUGGAACCACUUUUUCCUGUAAAUCUCUUAUAAUCGCCAUUGAUCAUUUUCUCAAGUUUAUGCUAUUAGUAUACAACUCAUGUGUAACCAACAUUAAUGUUUUUUAAUAUAUCCAUAUAACAAACAUCUCUGUUAAAUGCAAGAGCUCGAAAGUUGGUUUGUUGAA